AUGAGGCAUGCUUCACUUUUUAAUCAAGAAAAAUUUGGAAAUUUCAAGAGCAUAUUAACAGAACUAGACAUUAGUGCACAGUUAGGUCGCACUUAUUGUUUCGUCGUUUUGCAAAAGAUCUUCUUGGAUACAACUAGACUGCUUGCGGAACAAACAGAUAAUCUUCCUGAUGAGAUCUGGAAUUAUGUGAAGGAUUGUAAAGUUGUUCAGACAGCAAUUCUGUUGAUGGCAGCGCAAAAACAUAUCCGUGGGGGAUCUUCCUACAAGAGAAAUGAUGAUCCUAAGUUAGAUGGGUUCACUACUAUCAAUAAUCGCAUCCGUCACUCCAUGACCUCAGAAUUGGGGAUGUGUCAAAAUGAAGAGAAACUACAGCAGCUGUGGUCGAAGUUCAAAGUUAUGUUAUCCUCAUCAUUGCUUAUUGAUAUAAUUUCCCAAGCUGGUGAAAUUAUUGGUGAUUAUACACGGGAUCAUCCUGAGGCUUCACAUGCGGAUAUUUUUGAACAAGUUUCAUCGAUUCUCAAGUCUUAUGGAUUUAAUCCCAAUGGACAAGACAUCGACAUUAAGAAUCUCUGCCCUUAUAAAUUUCGAAUGCCGAGUGGAGAGCUAUCUGACCAAUAUGGGAGCUUGGUUGCAACCAAGGCAACUACAGGUGUACCUGAUCUGCUUGCUGCAGAAAAAAAAGGAUGUUGGAAAGAAACUGACUAAAAGAUUGAAGCACAAAUACACAUGCCUCAGUUUCUUCCCGUAUUGGAGAUCAGUUUUAGCAUCCCAAUUUCCUGUGAAGGUGUUUCCAGGCCAUGCAAGAAGCGAUCCUAAGCAUGUCCUAGAUCUUGGACAAAUUGGCAGAUCUCGGAGUUACUAAACGGAUGAAGUAUCUUCACCAAUUCCAAAUGACCUUGGUCUUUUGGGAAGAAUUGCACAGCCAGGAAACUAUCAACCCAGAAGGCAUUUUGGUACAGCAUUUGCUAUCCUGAAGGUGUUAAGGAAAGCCUGAGUUAAAAGGUGAUGGGAGAGUUUCCCACUUACUGCUGUUUCCCUGCUAUUCAAGCUCAGUUAUUCAAGCUAAGCUAUUCAAGCUGGGAGGUGCUGUACAAGCAUUCAAAACUACCAUCAUGUUUGUUGCUCAUCAUAUAUAUUCUUAGCCUCCGUCAGAACUGUACUUCUUGCCUAAGGCAAUCAUCUGGAGCUUGUCGCGACGGCACGGAGGAUGUUCGUACCAGCACCCUUGAAGAGGAAUUUGGUAGAUGGUACCCUCCUUAGCAAGGAGCGGGGACCGAGUUCCACUGCAGUCGCUAUAGGGACUGCAAGUUAAGCGGUCGACAGCUGAGAGAGGGAAUACUGUUAAGCACUGUGCUGAGAGAGGGAAUGCUGUUCGGAACUGUUCAUGUUUUCAC
Setaria italica (foxtail millet) is the source of this 1394-nucleotide messenger RNA. RefSeq lists its product as uncharacterized. NCBI's taxonomy places the organism in Eukaryota, Viridiplantae, Streptophyta, Magnoliopsida, Poales, Poaceae. The coding region runs from base 1 to 705 and encodes 234 amino acids. The record is from RefSeq and is a predicted model, not a curated record. The transcript is spliced from 7 exons.